This is a messenger RNA of Corythoichthys intestinalis (scribbled pipefish), 1368 nucleotides long. RefSeq names its product secreted phosphoprotein 1 (gene spp1). Gene Ontology annotation, biological process: cell adhesion; ossification. The coding region runs from base 73 to 1080 and encodes 335 amino acids. The record is from RefSeq and is a predicted model, not a curated record. The transcript has 8 exons. NCBI's taxonomy places the organism in Eukaryota, Metazoa, Chordata, Actinopteri, Syngnathiformes, Syngnathidae.
GCAUCCAGAAACAUACCGGAUCAAGCCUCAUUUGUCUUCCUGCCACACCAAAAACGACAACAAACGGACACCAUGAGAGUGGCAUUUGUUUUUGUUUUGUUCUUUGCUGCAGUUCUCUGCCGACCAGCAAGAAAAUUUUCUGACAGUUCUGCAGAGAGCUCUGAAGAAGUGGUCAGACGACCUGCACCUUCGCUUUUCAGGAAAAAGAUGGCCGAACUGACUCGACUUCGUGUGGCACCGUUCAGGCUGUUUCAGAAUUUUUUCGCACCCUUUGCUGCUGGUUCAGAUGAGAGCACAGACAGUUCCAAUGAGGCAGCAGUCGAGAUUCCAUCUUUUGUCAACUUUGAGACUACAGAUGAUGCUGCAACAGAGACGCCCUCUGUCGACAACCAAGAUGAACCAAGUAAAGACAGCGAUGAUGAUGAUGAUGAUGAAGAAGAAGAUGAUUCGGAGGAAAGUGAAAGUGACGAAGAAGAGGAAGACGAAGAAGACAGCUCAGAAUCUGGCGAAUCUUCCACUGUAGCUCCUGAAACAGUGACCCCAGUAAUUGUGACCGAUGAGCCCCAGUAUGAAACAACAGAGGAUGCCCUGUUGCCCACAAUUGUCACAGACACAGAUUCAGGCCGUGGUGACAGCAUGGGGGGAUACCCCAGUGAAUACAAGAGCUAUGUCUACGGGGGGGACAAGACCUACCAUAAGGCUCCUUCGUCUUACAAGUCCUAUGAAUACGUUGACAAGAAAUCGGGUUAUAACAUGCCCGUUAACAACGAGGUGGAGAAGUCACCAGAGGUGUACAAGAGUGAGCCUUACCAGAAGCAUUCUGAAAUAUUGGAAGAAGACACCAGCACACCUGAAAAUCAGGAAGUUCUGCCAGAGGAGGAGGAAAAUGCAGGCACAAACGAUAGUGGAAGCUCCGCAGAUGUAGACGAACAGGAAGAAGAAUCUGUGGAAGCUAAGGACACGCCUGGUGCAGCUGACAGCGAUUCAGAUGAGAGCGACAGCAUGGAGAGUGACUCAGAUGAGAAAGAGGUUGAGUCUGAAAACACCACUGACAUGCCUGUGGUCAUCACCGCCAAAUAAAUCAACCAGAAAGAGAGGUGUGGUGUGCCAUUGAUAUGAGUCCACGCCACAAUCAGAAGCAGUCUGUCCACUCCUAAGACACUUAAUACGGCAGGGACAAUGCAGACAAUCAAAUGCAUAUUUACAAUCAGUUAUUCACAGAGUUCAAAGAUUAUUUCUGAUGUCUUUGGCCCUUUUUUGUUUGAUUAAGAUCAGUAUUUUCUGCUGAAUCCCACUUGAUUGGCAAUCAAGAAGAAAAAAACAAUAUUACAUGUGAGACACAAUAUGUGUUAUCAUCUCUGUAUAACU